UUAGAUAUUUGACAUGUAUCAUUGCCUAGUAGACUUCUACAAAAUUUGUUCAAAUCAUGACCCCCGGGGUCAAAUUGACCCCCGCCCCAUGGGGUUACUUGAUUGUACAUAGAAAAAUCUUCAAAAAUUUCUAAAAAUAAACCAGAAGGUCUAGAGCUUAGAUAUUUGACAUGAAGCAUUGCCUAGUGGACCUCUACAAAAUUUGUUCAAAUCUUGACCCCCCCCCCCCUCCCCCAGGGUCAAAUUGACCCAGCCCCAGGGGUUACUUGGUUGUACAUAGGGAAAUCUUCAUAAAUUUGCUAAAAAUAAACCAGAAGGCCCAGAUCUUAGAUAUUUGAUAUGUAACAUUGCCUAGUAGACUUCUAAAAACUUUGUUCAAAUCAUGACCCCCGGGGUAAAAUUGGCUCCGCCCCAGGGGUUACUUGAUUGUACAUCGGAAAAUCUUCCAAAAAAAUUCUAAAAAUCAUCAGUUUGACAUUUGAAACAUGUAGCUCAUAUUUCUCAGGUGAGCGAUCCAGGGUCAUCAUGACCCUCUUGUUAUAAUUAUGAUUAAAGUAAACAUGAUACAACUUUUCAUUUUUGCGACUAUAUACUUACAUUGUUGAAUUUAUUUAAGAAUAUUUAAUGUAAUUGGUACUAAAUCUAUUCAGCAGAAAAUACUUUAAAAAUGCGCUAAAGUACAAAUAUUUGUAAAAUAUCACGCAGGAUAUGUACAAUGUACAUACUACAUGGGACAGCGAUUUCAAUAUUUCGGAACCAAGGUGCUUUUAUCAAUAGAUAUGUUUUACCGACUAUUGUUCAAGAUAAAUAUUGCAUAUGAACUCUUAUAGUUAGAGCAUUAAAGGGAGGUUAUACAAAACAAUAGAGUGAAUAAAACAUUCUAUCAUAUUCACGAAUAUUCAAACCUUUGACAAAUUUUAAAGAAAGUUAAUAUCAAAAAUAGGAUUUAACAAGAAAUGAAUCUAUUUUAUGUUCAUAAUGGAAAAUGUGGCAGCAACAUUUCAAACAAAGGCAUUAUGAACCUUUAAAGGGACUGACCUCCUGGUUAUCCGAAACAAAAUGUUUUUCUAGAUAUUUGGAAAUAAAUGCUAUAUUUCUCAACAAGGCCUUAAAAGUUAAUUACUACUUAAUUGUGUACUUCAAUAUCAGAGUCUAGAUCCUAUUAUUUCAGACAUUUUUUAUGAAAGAUUAUACAUUUUAUUUCAGGAUAAAGGAUUUGAUGAAAUGACAAGAUACUUUGAGAGUGCAUCUCUUGUCUCACCAGCUGGUCCAAGCGAGGUUACAUCUACUUCUACCCCCUGGAAUCAUGCAAGCAAUGUAGUUAAAAAAUAUCUCCAAAAGAGGGAGGAAACAUCCAUGAAGCCAGUACAAACUGUGAUUGAAAAAGCCCAAUCAGAAUUGAAGACUCUGUGUUUGAUGGAAACAAAUUCUGUUCUUAGAACCCGGAAAAAAGAUGCUUUAGUAAAUUUUUCACUUGAAUCUGUAAAUAAUGAGAUUCACACGCUGCUGCCAACUUUCACGGAGGUGAUCGAAAAAAGUGUGGCAAACCCAAGACAGGUAAAAAACAAAAAGAAAACGGGCAAAGCGGUUGAGGUGGAAAUCAUAUCAGCAGCAGCAAAACUUCUACAUAUCUACAAUAGAGAUUUAAAUCUGUUUCAAAAUUUAAACAGUAUCAUUUUGUUACAAGGAGGGUGCAAAAAAUCUGCAUUUCAAAGACUUUCUGAGACUGGCCAAUGUAUGUCAUAUCAAGCCACUUUGGAACUUGCGGAUAAACUAUCUGAAGAGUGGAUCAAACUGAUGAGAAAAUGGCAAACUGAUGUUGUUUCUGAUUAUCAAAUUGAAGAUAGUAUAUUGAAACAAAAUUCUGAAGUAGACGAAACGAUUGACUUUCUCGCGUCAGAGUACAUGCAAACUCAAGCAUCAACUAUGGAGCUUGAAAGUUUACACCAAGAUCUAGUAAAACAUAGAAAUAAUAUGCAUCCCGGAUACUACUUCGUAGGGGACAAUGUGGAUAUGAAAACUGAUGUCAGGCAAAUGACAAAAACGAAUCAGAGAAAAGAUCACCACAUGUUCAAUAUGUGCGCGUAUAUGAAUAGAGUAUCCGGUAAUAUGUUGAAUGAUACACAGCCUAAAGGAAGUACAAAGUCGGUGCAUUUCAGCACAUUUGUACCGAACAAAACAGAUAACACAAAGCUGAUUGGCCACUUUGCUUUUCUUGUCGCUCAUGAGUGGUGUGAGUAUUUAUUUACCUCUUGACAACUACAUAUGUCAUCCGUACAUGAAAGAGACAAGCUCAAAAUCACAAAGGAUAAAUAUGGGUGUCUUGAUGCGAAAUGAACAGUACAAUGAUCAGAUGGUAUACAUAUGCCAGUUCUACCACAGACAUGUCCCAAUGCAUGAUGACAGUGAAGAAAGCUCUAGAACAAAACCUGUUAAGAUCUUAAGCGGGGGUGACUACCUCACAUUUGAACGGCAUAAAUCAGCACAAGCCAGCAUGGCAAACGGAAACACCCCUAGUAGUCGUCUGGAGGGUCUUGUGCCCAAAAUGGAGGAGUUCCACAACCAGGCAGAACUGCUGAAGGUCAUAUGGAACAUUUUGUAUUCCACACAAUCCUCCAGAGAAACUGGGACCCUGUAUGCUGCAAGAAAUGCAUUGGACGCCAAAAAUGUUACAAACAAUCCUGCAGAUGACUUUUAUGCCAGUGCCGAAUUACUAAAUAAAUUUUCAUCUGCAUACAUCAUAUGUGGCGGAAUCCAUCACUUCGGCAUGACGAAGCUCGAAGACGAGCCUUCUGAAAAUGCAUACACUGGACCUAUUGGCUCAGAAAUUGACAUGAAGAACGUUGUUAUGAAAGAAGCAAAAGCAUUCUUGGAAAAAAACGUUGUGUUUGAUGUUCCACAAAUACCGCCAUAUGGAAUUCAGAAUAACUUACUUGUUUGCCGAUUUUGUGGUAAAUCAUACAAAAAGCAAAAGUCUCUAAGAAAGCAUGAAGCAUUGUCUCAUAAUGUAGAUGAUCCACUUUUUCAAGAUGAAACACAAAAUGUCUCAAACAUACAGGACACAUCAUUACCAGAAUCAAAGGAUUUUGUUCUUUAGCACACCAGGUGUACACUACUCCUAUGUUUGUUACACAAAAAUCAUUCAGACGCGAUAGAGAUGGGUGAUGGCCAAAGAAUAAUGGAAUCUGAUAAAUAUCUGUAUCUUUUAUACAAAUUAAAUAGUUGUCCAAAAUAUGCAUAUGGAAUUCUUGAAACACUUGCACAGUGUAACGUCCUUCUGUCGGAGAGGAAAGCCCAUCAGCUGGUGUGGAACCGUACUGUAAAUUACCAAGGUAAACUAAAUACCAACUUCCCUAAUGAUCUGGAUAUAGAACACCAGAACAACACGUUUAAAAACCAGAUUCACAGUUACAGGGGAACUUUCACGGAAAGAGCUAUUAACAGAGUCAGCAGAUCUGCUGUAACUUGUGACAAAGUGUUAAAAAAUUACGACUCUGUGAUCGGCGUAUUCAGACCAAGUGGGAAACAUACCAGUCUAAAUACAUCAGAGGAUAUUCUCGCACUUGUUAAACAAAUUCAAGUACGAAACGUAUAUAGUUACUUGCCCGGACGUGCAUAUAAUGGUAUGAAAGAAGUCCACGCAAACCCUUUUCACAGUCUUGACGCUGACAAACUGAGAGACUGGAUCUCUUCAUCAUUGAAAAAAUUCUCAGAAGAACAUUUUACUGAGUUAUUCAGACAUUUCAUCGGAAUUAUUCAAAACCCUUGCCUUUUUCGAUCGGUAGCCUUCAAAAUCGGAAUCUGUUAAAAAUCCUGUACUACUGUCAGAAGUAUCAGACGAUGUUUCUUCUUUUGAUGCUUCCAACAUAGAUUUUAAAACUGUGCUUUCUUCAUAGUUGCAGACAGAUUCACAGUUACCAACAUUUUGACACGUACACUGACACUUGCAUACUUCUGAACAUACAUCACAACAGUUGUAUAUUGGAUGAGGUGAUGGUAUAUGUUCUUCCGUGGUAAAAGAACGGAUGAGCUUUUUCCGGCGGCAUGUGGAUGACAAUAGGAAUUCUUUCACUGAUUUAGUUAUAUUUUUGCUUCCAGUGCAACGCUUAUACUUCACAGUGAUAGCAUGGCAGUUUUGGUUUGGAUCACGACCAGCUCUCCCUGUCUCCUGUAGAUAGUCCUCAAUGUCAUUUGAUGGACCGUAAUGCACUACCGUAUCUACACCCUUAACAUCAAGACCCAUGCUGAAAGAAGUGGUACACAAAACUACCCUUAAGAAUGAGUUUUCAUCUUGAAAUGAGCUACAUAUAGAGUCUUUAACAGAAUCUGGAGUUUUCAUGUGGAACAUGUCCAUUAGAGAGAUUCCCUCUUUUUCAUGCGUGGCCCGUGUAUCAUUUUCUAAUUCAGCUCUAACGUGUUUGUAGACAGUUGCCAUGUGAUCUACUUUGCGGAAAAAUAUAAUAAUUCUUGGUGCUUCUUUAGCAUGUUCCCUCAAAAGUUUUAUGAGCCAGCCAAAGUUUUCGCGCACAUUGUCACUUUUUACUUGAUGGACAGCAUAUCUGAUAUUAAGUUUAUUUGGUGAAGAUAUCACAUCUACACACUGUGUCAUGCACAGACACUGUUUAAUUAGUUGUUGUGUUUCUAGCGCUGCAGUUGCUGUAAGAGCUAUCACAGGGACUUCUGGGCCAGCAAGUGAUCUUAAUUCGCCAAGUUUUCCAUAAAGUGGCCUGAAUGCUGGCUGUUUUGUUGCUGAUGACAUUUGACCACUGAAAUAAAAAAAAAUCAUUAGCAAGACUUAAACAUUUGAUGGUUGUACAUUUUUAUGUAUGUUAUUUGAUCGAGGAUAAAUUACAUAUCUAUUGUA
Mercenaria mercenaria is the source of this 4864-nucleotide messenger RNA. RefSeq lists its product as uncharacterized. The transcript has 4 exons. NCBI's taxonomy places the organism in Eukaryota, Metazoa, Mollusca, Bivalvia, Venerida, Veneridae. The record is from RefSeq and is a predicted model, not a curated record. Bases 2225 to 3097 code for a protein of 290 amino acids.